Meira miltonrushii is the source of this 2838-nucleotide messenger RNA. RefSeq lists its product as uncharacterized. Gene Ontology annotation, biological process: cellular response to oxidative stress; protein N-linked glycosylation. The coding region runs from base 1 to 2838 and encodes 945 amino acids. NCBI's taxonomy places the organism in Eukaryota, Fungi, Basidiomycota, Exobasidiomycetes, Exobasidiales, Brachybasidiaceae. Gene Ontology annotation, cellular component: endoplasmic reticulum membrane. The record is from RefSeq and is a predicted model, not a curated record. The transcript has a single exon.
AUGAGCUCUGUUUCGUUGACAUCGGCAAUGGCUAGAGAAGGCAAUCCUAGUCAAGCAGAUAGCUCAGGUGUUUCCUUUGGUGCUACAUCUCCUACAUCAUCGACAGGAUCAUCAGCAUCAACAAUAAAUGCAGCAGGGGAAAAUACAAACAUACGUGAUCAAGAAUCUCAAAACGAUUUGAGUAAUGAUCCAGCAUCAUCGCUUUCUACAUCUCCCAUUUUCGAUUGGCGAUCACGAUCUGUCUCUGCUCCUGCUUCUAGAUCUUCAUCGUUCGCCAAAAAUCUCGAUCAGCUUGCCUUUCUCAAUCAAUCGGCACACAGGUUUCCCGUCACCCUACCUUCUGUGCCUAGCAGCAAUGGAUCGCAUGGAACAGAAAAUACCGAGCGGGGUGGUCCAUCGCCUCAAAAUAACAUGUCAAGCCCUACCGUAAAUCCACAACCCAUCGCAAGUAGUUCAAGAGCAAGAACGAUUGCUAGUCGAUCUACGCCUACUUCGCCUCAUCUAUCUCCUGCUCUGUCUUCUGCGUCAGCGUUUAGCAGAUCAGCUGGAAAUCCAUCUCUUAUGAGCGAAGGAAUACCGACCCGGCAAACUUUUGCUGACUCACGCCAUUCACCCGCAGCAAGAGCAAGAGCUGCUCUUUUCUCGCCCGGAUCAGGAUUCACUCCGGCUCAUGAUCAGAGCAUGACCAGACCACAAAAUCCAACACAGCGAGCUAGAACGAGUGCUGCCGAGAGCAGUAAUGAAGCCACACACUCUGACCAUGUCACACCCUCGAAUGGAAGAGCAAGAAGGCAGCGGGCUAGAUCAACUUCGGCAACAGAAGCUGUGAACGAUCAAGCGGAAGGUCGAUCACGAGCAAGCUCUGCGAGUGCAGGAUCAACUUCCUCACCACAUACGAGACCACAAAGGGCAAGAGCACAAUCUGCUCGUACAUCUCCAACCCUUACGAGUACACACUUGUCACCUAAUACAGCAUCCUAUAACCCAAAUCUACAAAUUUCAACUGCAUUUGAUCAAGGCCCUCACCGAACGAAUUCCGUUCCUCAUUUUGCACAAUAUUCGCCGGUGAUAUAUAGUUAUGGAUAUCGACAUUGCGAUUCACAGGGUGGACUGGCACCAACAGCGACUGCUUUUGUGCCAGCUACACCUGCUGAUUUGAGCACGAUCGGUGGAUAUUUUGCUCUUCCUCCGGCAAUGUCUGCUUUCCCAGAUCCGAUGAGCCUUUCGCCUAGGGAAGCGGACGAAUCCCCACCGCCAUACACGCCAAGCGAAACAAAUUUGAGAGCAAUGAAUGUUCAAAUGCAUCCUCAAAAUGCUGCUAUGAUUACCAAUAGAUCGGAACAUUCUUCAGCACUCAGUCGUUCAGCUAGCGGGAGACGUCAACCUGCUGCACAAAGACCAGUUCAAGAUCCAGAAGAUGAAGAAGAGGAUGACAAUGCUCUGUCUUUCUCGACAAAUGCAAGAAGGAAUCGAUCGAUGCAUCAAGGUGCGUCACAACUUGCAACUUCGACAAGCAAUGCUCGUAGUGGUCAACCAGUCUCUGUACGAAGUGAUGACGAAACAGAAACGGAAGUAGAACGAGGACCAGAAAGUCCAUCGAUGCGGAGCAAUGAAAGCUUAUCAUCUCCUGUAGCCCGUCACAGAGUAUUGGAGGGUGAGCCCUUAGCCAAAGAAGAAUGGAAUUAUAUCGAAAGGUUGGAGCGGCCGUCUAAAUUACGUCAAUUCGUAUUGAUGUAUUUGGUUUUACCUUUGCGUUUGCUUGCCACUGUGCCUGGAUUAAUUGGAACGUUUUGGUUGAUGCGAAAUGCAUUUGUUGUUGGUUGGAGUAGUUCGAUGUUAUGGAGAAAGCCGAUCGAAGGAAUGCAAGCACAACCUAGCUCAUUGGAAUUUGCUCUCUCGGCUUUGUACAGUAUGACAACUGCUUAUCACGCUUAUUCUUUCACCACUUUGCUGUUACGACGUUGGUUGCAUUAUUACUCCCUUUUACCAUCGCUCAUCAGAUUGAUCGCAUUGCAGGCUCUCUGUUGGCCUCUGGUACGAUUGACGCUGUAUACUAUGGGACCAAGAAAUCCCUUACCAGCUUGGAUCGUGAUCUCUACAACGACGGCCUGUAGCGAUACGAUCGCGCGUUGGGUGGUGAGCAAUAUUACCGAUGAAAGUGACGGACUUUCGAAUGCUGCUAUGGGCAUUGGUGAGGGCACAGGAGCAAAUGGAGAUCUCUCGGCGUACAAUAAAGGGAGGUAUGGCAGGUACGGCAGCGGUAGCAGGAUUGGACGAUCAUCAAUACGCUCGCAAUCGUCUACAAUUCGAACAAAAUCUCGUGGUGGGAUCGGAAUGGCAUUUUGGCGUGCAAUCAUGGGAGCGCCACCACGGCAAAGAUCUGGAAGGUUAAGUGCAACUUUAGCAGCGGCAGAACAUGGAAGACCACAUGGACUAGUAACUGAAAGUGAAGCAGAAAGUGAUGCGGAAUCAUUCAUGUCUCCAACUCUUUCACGUACACGAUAUAUAAACACUUCUUCAUCCUCUAUCAAUGCUACCAGACGAUUGGCAGAGUUGCGCAGACGCCGGAAUGGAGGAGAGGCUCUGUCUCCCCAGAUGGAUCCAGCUUCUGAAGGUUUGACAAGUGCAGGAGAAGGUGAAGAAGAUGAUGAAUUGGGCGAUUUACCCUCUACACUAGAUCGAACAUUGGCCGCCAAUGCACAACACAAGAAUAUUGAAAGAGUUGGAAGGAUUUUCCAUUGGGACGUUGCUAUUCGAAGGAAUGUCUUGCCAAUCGGCAUUUUGGCUUAUAUGACCAUGUGGGUUCUGUUGAUCGAAGAUGUACGAUUACGGCUGUGA